AUGCUGUGUCGUAGAGCGUUAUCUGGAGCCUAUCGGCGAGUGGCUGGUCUGAAAAGCAACAUUGUAACUCGCAAACCUGUCUUGACUCGAAACUAUAAUGAAAUUGGCGCCGUCAAAUAUGGCCGAUAUCAAGAUCCUUCCGAAAAGGAAACAAUUGUAAAACUACUCUACAACAUUGGCUCUAGGAAGGAGGUCGAACAGUACCUCACACACUUCUCCUCGGUCGAGUCACACCAAUUUGCCGUCAUCAAGGUCGGAGGUGCCGUGCUGACUGACGAUUUGGAUACGCUGGCCUCGUCCCUGACCUUUUUAAAUCGUGUUGGUCUCUAUCCAAUCGUUGUACACGGUGCUGGACCACAGCUUAAUGGUCUCCUAGAAGCCGCCAAAAUCGAACCACAAUACUCGGAUGGUAUUCGCAUUACCGAUGAAAAGACUCUAGAAAUCGCCAGACAGGUCUUUCAGGAAGAAAAUCUAAAACUUGUAGAGGCCCUGGAAAAGUUGGGCACUCGAGCUCGUCCCAUCAAUGGUGGUGUCUUUACAGCUGAAUAUCUCGACAAGGCCAAAUAUGGAUUGGUCGGCAAGAUUGUGCACGUCAAUAAGGAAAUCGUAGAGUCGUCCAUUAGAGCUGGUGCAUUACCCAUCUUGACGAGUUUGGCUGAAACUCCUUCUGGACAGAUACUCAAUGUCAAUGCCGAUAUAGCUGCUGGAGAGCUGGCUCGAGUGCUGGAACCGCUAAAAAUAGUUUAUAUAAAUGAAAAAGGAGGUCUCUUCAAUGGAACAAGUGGGAAAAAGAUUGAUGUCAUCAACCUGGAUGAAGAAUACGAUGAUUUAAUGAAGGAACCAUGGGUUAAAUAUGGCACAAAGCUUAAAAUUCGUGAGAUACACGACCUGUUGCAACAUCUUCCACGCUCAUCAUCAGUCAGUAUCAUCUCUCCAGAACAUCUGCAUAAAGAGCUAUUUACCCAUUCUGGAGCUGGUACUCUCAUCAGACGAGGACAUCGUAUCUUUAGACAGGACGACGUGAACAAGCUUGAUGUAGAUCGAAUCAGACACUUAUUGAACGAAAACGACCCAGAAAUCACGUCAGGAACCAGUAGUGUUGCCAAAUACUUGAAAUCCAUGUCAGAAAAACCCGUAACCAUAUAUGCAGAUGCCGCUUAUGAUAUAUUUGCUGUCGUUGCUCAUGCAGAUGGAGCCAAGGCCAAGAUACCCUUCUUAGAAAAGUUUGUUGCCACGAAAACCGGUGUCUUGAAUAAUGUAUCCGAUAAUGUAUGGCAAAUGAUCAAAAAGACGUUUCCGUCACUGGUAUGGGUUACGCCCAAGGGAGACGAAAACAAGGUCUGGUAUUUCGAACGAGCCGAUGGCUCUUAUAACAUAGGUGACUGGUCUUUGUUUUGGUAUGGAGUCCAAAACUUGGAUGACUUGGCAGAGUAUGUUAGUAAAUACUCAAAGCUGCCUAGUGCGAAAUCUGCUGCACCAAGUAGCACUGCUUCGUCAGGAGUUGGUAGUGGUCAGACUCGCAAGUACUCUACUCUUGCUACCAAUAUGAUCCAGAAACGUAGCAUGUCAUCUACCGCCUCACGUAGUAAGCAGUUUAGCAUUGGAUUGAUUGGCGCACGAGGUUACACUGGCCAAGAAUUUAUGAAACUUGUCGACAACCACCCACAAUUAUCACUUGCCUAUGUUUCCUCUCGAGAGUUGCAAGGCAAACCGGUAGAAUUCUAUAAAAAGUCAUCUAUAAAGUACUCUAGUUUAUCUCCAGCUGAUUUGCCCAAAUUAUCGGAUGUGGCAUGUUGGGUUAUGGCAUUGCCAAAUAAUAUCUGUCUGCCAUUUGUAGACAGUCUCAACAAGGCCGAUAGCAACGCACUUAUUGUAGACAUAUCUGCAGAUUUUAGAUUCAACGACUCGUGGACAUAUGGUUUGCCAGAAUUAUAUGGUGCUCGAAGCAAAGUACAGAAAUCCAAAAGAGUAUCCAACCCUGGUUGCUAUGCGACAGGCUCGCAACUGGCAAUCGCACCACUAGUACCGUAUCUAUCGUCCUCUCCCACCGUCUUUGGCGUAUCGGGCUACUCUGGUGCUGGGACCACACCGUCUCCCAAGAACGACAUCAACAAUCUAAAUAAUAAUCUUAUACCCUAUGCAUUGACAGAUCAUUUGCACGAAAAGGAAAUAUCCCGUCACCUGAAUUAUCCUAUUGGAUUCAUCCCACAUGUGGGACAAUGGUUUCAAGGCAUCUCCUUGACAGUGUCGAUCCCGCUCAACAAGAGCAUGACCGCCAAGGAAGUACAGGCAUUGUAUGCCGAUCAUUAUAAGGGAGAACGACUAGUUAAAGUGCUGGAGGAAGGAGAGAUACCCGAAGUCAAGUACAUAUCUGGCAAGCAUCAUGUUGAAGUUGGUGCCUUCAAAGUCCACUCGAGUGGGAAGAGGGUCGUUGUCGUGGCUACGAUUGAUAAUCUUUUGAAGGGUGCUGCAACGCAAGCCAUGCAGAACAUCAACUUGGCACUUGGUCUCGACGAGUACACUUCAAUACCACUAUAA
Molecule: messenger RNA, 2538 nt
Organism: Synchytrium microbalum
Lineage: Eukaryota; Fungi; Chytridiomycota; Chytridiomycetes; Synchytriales; Synchytriaceae
Exons: 3
Coding region: 1-2538 (845 amino acids)
Biological process (GO): L-arginine biosynthetic process
Cellular component (GO): cytoplasm; mitochondrial matrix; mitochondrion
Molecular function (GO): acetylglutamate kinase activity; protein dimerization activity; L-glutamate N-acetyltransferase activity, acting on acetyl-CoA as donor
Source: RefSeq, a predicted model, not a curated record